UCUACCCAUCUCCGGCCCUAACCAACCUAGUGGGCAGGAAAAUGGGCCAGGGGUUUCAGGCCCAUAAAGACUAUGAAGUCCGCCAAUCAGGGAGUCGAGAAUUGAGACCUAGCGGCAGAGCUUGGAGCUGCUCUCUUUUCAGAAGCGCGUCUACUCCCGCUCGUUCACUGUCCGAAGCCCUAGCCUCGCUUUCCCCUUCUUCACUCUCUCACACACACAGACUCUCCAAGAUGAAGCUUGUCAGGUUUCUGAUGAAGCUUAACAACGAGACCGUCUCGAUCGAGCUCAAGAACGGCACCGUCGUCCAUGGUACGAUUACAGGUGUGGAUAUCAGCAUGAACACACAUUUGAAGACUGUGAAGCUUACUUUGAAAGGGAAAAAUCCAGUUACUCUUGAUCACCUUAGUGUCAGAGGUAACAACAUUCGAUACUAUAUCCUCCCUGAUAGCUUAAACCUUGAGACUCUCCUGGUUGAGGAGACACCUAGGGUCAAGCCCAAGAAGCCGACUGCUGGGAGACCGUUGGGACGUGGUCGUGGGCGUGGACGUGGUCGGGGUCGUGGCCGAGGCCGUUAGUCAUCCUCUUAAUAUUUUGUGGUGUUUGUUUAUGUAUUAAAGCCUGCUCCCCUGGAGAAUUUUUCAAGGGCGUUUGUUUUACUAGUUAGAAACAGGACUGCUAGGUUACCACAGAUAGCUCUAAUGAAAAUGUGUUUUAGUUGUUGGGACUUUAAUGAUUAUUGAAAUUGGAUGAUGAAAUCAGAACUGUGAUGCAAUCAUUUCGCUGACAUGGUGCUUCGGGUUGUUGAGCUUUAGUUGUUGGUGCUAUGGCUAUUAAACUGCAAAAAAUAUGUUGAACUCUUAAAUUGAUAUAAAGCAAUCUGCAGUCACGUAUUCUUGCCA
This is a messenger RNA of Elaeis guineensis (African oil palm), 899 nucleotides long. RefSeq names its product small nuclear ribonucleoprotein SmD1a. Gene Ontology annotation, biological process: spliceosomal snRNP assembly; RNA processing. The record is from RefSeq and is a predicted model, not a curated record. Gene Ontology annotation, molecular function: RNA binding. Lineage: Eukaryota; Viridiplantae; Streptophyta; Magnoliopsida; Arecales; Arecaceae.